UUGAAAAAGCACGAGGAGCAGCUGCUUGAUCAAUGUCUGAAUUCUAAUAUGAAGACUUCACUAUUUAUUCCCACGAACUAACUCACAAAUCCGGAGAUGGAUCAGACGCCGAGCGAAGACCAGGAGCCGAUCUAUUCAGACUCACGACGAUGUUCAGAGCUUUUUGACAAGUUUCUUGAUAAGUCGAGCAUCCCGAAAGAAACAUACUCGAUUCUCCUUGAGCUACGGAGCCAUUUCACUCAGUGGGCGUCGUACGCUGGUGCUUUUGCUAUGCCAAGGGCAUCUUUAGAUGCACGACUAUCGCCACAUGAGGAUAUCAAGGGCAUGGUCCUUGACCUAUUAAACAUGCUGGAGCUUAAUUUGAAUUGGGCGAUGAACAAUGUUCUUGACAAGCAAGACCCAGAAGCUCCUGUUGGACUUCCCGUGGUCGAGUCUACAAUAGACCGACUAUUUUUCCUUGCAGUUGGGAUACGACGGUCCUCGCGGAAAGGGCAUAAACUGAGAGGGGAGAGUCAAGCCGGGAACUUGAGCUCCCUUUUACUGUACGUCGAGACACGGUUCCCUAUGGCCAGGAAGAGUUUGCAAACUCAGCUGGCCAAUUCCAUCCACGUGAGAGGAACAUCUCUCCAAUAUCUCCAGUCACACAGUUUGAAGCUUGCCUGCCACCGAGAGGACCAGAACCUACCUGCGAUGGAGGUCACCAAGGGACCAGGAACGGCGGCAUCGGUAUUAUCACCCUCCGAAAUUGUUCAGUUUCAUCACGCAGUCCUGGGGAAGCCGAGGCGAUCUCCUUCCAUCAUAAGCACAGCCUCGACGAUUGCAGAUGAAACGGAAGACGAGUUUCUGUACCCUCCAAUGCCAAAGGAAGAGUAUGGAACAAAAUAUUCUCCCUGCACUAUUUGUGCCGAGCCGCUUGAAAUCGGCAAGCUGACGCAAAAGAAAUGGGAGAAGCAUGUCAUCAGAGAUCUGGAGCCCUUCGUUUGCAUCUCCGAUGAAUGCAGAGAGCCCCUUCAAUUCUUCCAUCGCAGCCGAGAUUGGAUCAACCAUAUGCAAAGUCGACACACGAUGGAUUGGUCGCAGAAGAUUCAUACGUAUCGUUGGCGCUGUGAGCUGGAUCAUAAAAAGGCCCAGUAUUACGAAGAAAAGGAAGAGUUUAUCUCUCAUUUGAGAACAGACCAUGGGCACCGACUCACAUCCUCGCAGCUGCAUGGCCGAGCUCUACGCAAUAGGAUACUCGACGCAAGAGACCCCUUCGUUUGCCCUCUGUGCGGAUGUGUCCCAGACGAACUCGCAGGUCGAGUAGCUGAAAGACCUUACAAGUUGCUGUCCAAUCAUGUUGGUCGACACCUGAAGCUCUUGUCUUUCCAGUCAAUAUCCUACCUCGACAUUGAUAUUGCGUCCAAUGGGAGCACUGGUGACUCGAAAAUUUCGUGCCCAUCGGAAGAAGCCGACAGGUCUGACUUCUGUGAAGAUGGGCUGGACCCUCUAAAUGCAUCAUCUCACACGGCCGAGCAAAGCCCUUCACUGUCGAGUCCGGAAUAUCGUGCUUUCGAAAAUGGACUUGAGAUCCUGAGAAACUCGACAGGAGCUACAGAGGCGUUUCUCACUGCAAGCCCGUCGCUCACCGGACAAGGAGUCCAAUCUAACAACAACGAGGACGAUGAAAAUUAUAAAGACCAGAUGCACGACCCACGAAGUGAGACAUCAACGGCCCGUCCUCCGACUUACUGCGUAGUACGUCAACUCACGGAUGAGGACUUUGAAGACACUUACGUAUACUGCUUCUACUAUCUCUUUAAUCCCUAUAAGUACAUACAAAAACCCUUCCUCUCCUGUCAUAAACCGCAUGCCGAAAUCUCGCACCUCAUAAGACACGUUAUCAGUAAUCACGGUCUGAUCAGAGGUCGUCACUCGACACGCAAAGUCCAGCGUUACCUAACGCAGUGCGCGAGCGAUAACAUUGAUAUCCAGGGUAAAUCGACAUGCACCCAUUGCAAGGACGUGGAGCUCUGGACAGGGGAAGACCUGGCAAACGAUGCCCAUGCCGGCAAGGCCGUUUGUAUUCGAUGCUAUACGCAGCUUCUCACUAAGGCCGAUCUUUUUAAGCACUUACAUGAAGACACAAUCUGCCAAUAUAACGAGGAUUGGAAUUGGCGGACAAAGUCGAGAAUUUUGUACAGUGUCUUCUGUGCACCAGAUCAAGUGCCAAAAUUCCAGCCUCCAACACGCCCAAUAUUAGUUAGUACACGUCGACAAAACGUUCGGGGCGCCAGGCUACGCAACAUGGUCUCCACGCACCCUGUACAAGCAUCAUCAUCUGAUGAACCGGCCUCAUCGCUUACAGCCAUCUCAGAAGGGUUAGGUGAAACUGAAUCAGGGAGCUAA
Ilyonectria robusta is the source of this 2385-nucleotide messenger RNA. RefSeq lists its product as uncharacterized. Lineage: Eukaryota; Fungi; Ascomycota; Sordariomycetes; Hypocreales; Nectriaceae. The transcript is spliced from 3 exons. The record is from RefSeq and is a predicted model, not a curated record. Bases 97 to 2385 code for a protein of 762 amino acids.